GUAACGAGUGCCGUGGGUCCUCAACUUUCUAUACCUGCGCUGGUGUUUGUACUACACCUGGAGUGUGCGACCUCUGAUUUCUUGACAGAAUGGCAGGCGUUUCCAUACGCAAGUCUAUUCGGUGGCUCCCGCAAAACGCACACGAACCCACCUCCACAGUGGUGCUCAGUUCCGCAGGGAGAAAGUUCGUCGAUAUUCGGAUCUUGAACUCCCUGGAUAAAGAUGCGGAAGAUCAACCUGAAAUACUAGACUCAAGUCGAUUAGACUGGGCUAUUGCCGGAACGUCUUCAUCGAUCGCAGUACCUGAUCGCGGCCCAGAUGUAAGACUUUCAACGUUUAGGCAUUGGAUUGAUUCACGAACUCUCGACCUAGCCUCAGCAACAGAUGAGGGGAUGAUGUUCCCUAUGGAGACCGAUGGAGAGGAUGAGCUGGUGUUAGAAAUUGGAAAGAUGGUUAACCCCAAGACUGGCUUACUGACGGAUUAUGAAGAGGUCUGGAUUGAAAAGGCAGCCGAAUCUGUACCCAGUGACGAUGGAUGCCAGAUCGUAGUCCUGGAAUAUGAUGGUCCGAGUUCUGAUCGCCGGGGCAGUAUUGUCAGAGUCGGAAGGCUUUGCCAAGGGUUACUGAGAAUCAAGGACCAAAUAACUGCCGAGCGCUGGGAAUGGAAUGAGGGAAAAGGAUGGUGGCGGAGCAAGGCGAUCGGUAAUGGGUCCGCUUUACCAUGUCAGAAGGUCCUUGAAUCGUUGCCUAGCGAUACCGUCGAACACGAGGGGAUCUCUUGGACCUUAGUUGAAUGUAGUCAGAUCUGAUACUUGUUUUCACUCCUGACUAUGCUGAGCUCCUGUGCGGCUGCCUUUCAUACCUCAACAACUCAGACAUCCC
Molecule: messenger RNA, 882 nt
Organism: Macroventuria anomochaeta
Lineage: Eukaryota; Fungi; Ascomycota; Dothideomycetes; Pleosporales; Didymellaceae
Exons: 2
Coding region: 90-809 (239 amino acids)
Source: RefSeq, a predicted model, not a curated record